Vitis vinifera (wine grape) is the source of this 1278-nucleotide messenger RNA. RefSeq names its product zinc transporter 1. The record is from RefSeq and is a predicted model, not a curated record. Gene Ontology annotation, molecular function: zinc ion transmembrane transporter activity. Gene Ontology annotation, cellular component: plasma membrane. NCBI's taxonomy places the organism in Eukaryota, Viridiplantae, Streptophyta, Magnoliopsida, Vitales, Vitaceae. Bases 38 to 1120 code for a protein of 360 amino acids. The transcript is spliced from 3 exons. Gene Ontology annotation, biological process: zinc ion transmembrane transport.
CUUGUGACCUUUCUCAAAGGACCCAUCACUACCCUCAAUGGCCACUGCCCCCACUCUCUGUAUCACCGCCACUAACCUUCUCAUUCUCCUCAUUUUCUUCCUCCCUAGCUUAGUCUUGUCUGACUGCUCAUGUGAUGAAGCUGAGCACUCUGAUCACCCCAUUAAUGGAGGUGAAUCACUCAAGUAUAAGCUUGCUGCAAUUGCCUCCAUCCUUGUUGCAGGUGCAGCUGGGGUUAGCAUCCCUCUGCUGGGGAAGAAAGUCCCAGCUCUAAAUCCCGAAAACCACAUCUUCUUCAUGAUCAAGGCCUUUGCUGCAGGCGUGAUUCUAGCCACUGGUUUCAUUCACAUACUUCCCGAGGCGUUUGAGAGGCUCACUUCGCCUUGCCUCGGGGAGAAUCCCUGGGGGAAGUUCCCGUUCACCGGGCUUGUUGCCAUGAUGUCCGCUAUAGGGACACUCAUGGUGGACACUUUCGCGACGGGGUAUUAUAAGAGGCAGCACUUCAGCAAGCCUAAACAAGUGACUGCCGAUGAGGAGAGGGGUCAGGAGCAUGCAGGGCAUGUGCAUGUCCACACACAUGCCACACAUGGCCAUGCCCAUGGCUCGGCCAGCCCCUCCGAUGAGGAAAGCCUCUCCGACCUCAUCAGACGCAGAAUCGUCUCGCAAGUUUUGGAACUGGGAAUUGUGGUUCAUUCGGUGAUAAUUGGAGUCUCCUUAGGCGCCUCUCAAAGGCCAGAAACCAUCAAGCCUCUCCUAGCAGCCCUGUCUUUCCAUCAGUUUUUCGAGGGGCUGGGGCUUGGGGGCUGCAUAUCUCAGGCCAAAUUCAGGUUCUCAACUAUGGCCAUGAUGGUUCUUUUCUUCUCCGUCACAACCCCAGUGGGAAUAGUGCUAGGCAUUGGAAUAUCAAGAAUUUACCACGAAAAUGGCCCAACUGCACUCAUAGUUGAAGGGGUAUUUGACGCGGCAUCGGCUGGGAUCUUGAUAUACAUGGCGCUGGUGGAUCUUCUAGCGGCGGACUUCAUGAACCCGAGGCUGCAGAGCAGCCUGAGGCUCCAGUUAGGGGCAAAUAUCUCCCUUCUUUUAGGGACUGGCUGCAUGUCUUUCUUGGCCAAAUGGGCUUGAUGAGUUUUGAUCAAUUUUGAUGUACGUCUAAAUGUAAAUCUACGUCUUUUCUUUCUUGUGUCUGUUUUUGGCUUUAUAUAUAGCAGGACGCAUACAAAAAUAUGCAAGUGAUGGUUCCUAAGCAAACAAAUGGAGCCAAAAGUGAAGUUUUCCCUUGA